ACAUGUCCAGAUUCUGGCAUUUUAUUUCUGUGCUGCUUGACAGUAAAUCACUGGCAGACUUCUGACACCCAGCAUGAUUCUCACGACAUCACAUGCUGCCUUCUGAGUCCUACAGCCUCAGGAAUGAAUCCACAGCCUCAGCAGUGGGUCUGUGUGACACGCUGCUAUUUGCAUCCAUCCUGCACAGACACUGGGAGUCAUUCUUCUGUCAGGAACAAGGGUGGGAGUCUGUGGAGGGAGACGUCCAGCCCUCCGGCCCUCACACUUCUCAUCUCUGGCCCAGGAGGCACCAGGCGGGCUUCCACUGAUUCCCGAUCAGUGAUUGGAUCAUCGAUCAUCAGCUCCGGUUGGGCCUGACAGACGUUAAGACAUCUCUCAGUUGCAGCUUGCUCUUGUGCCGACCACAGUUUCCUCUCUCGUCAACGGAAGACAGUCGAAGCAGCAGGUGCAUGCAAACCAGCAGCCGUGACAAGACGAGACUCUGAGCGCCAAACAACACUGCGAUGGGAGCUGUUCACUGAGGCCGAGCCGGGGGAACCGAAGAGUCCCGAGGAACCAGAGGAGCUUCCAGACCACGACGCGGAGAACAACCGGGAAUAUCACACGUCUGAAUGGAGGAUUUGUUCCUCUGAUGACAGGAGAAGAGCUGUGAUACUGUUUGGCUGUUUGUCUUUUUUUAUUUAUUUUUUUGGCACACAUGAACUGCUUCCAGAGAGCAGUCCAGCUUGGAUUUGCCUAAAUAUCAGUUUUCCGCUCCGUUUUUGGGAUCUGGCAUUUGACAGGAGGUGAUUAACUUUGUUUACUCUCAGACAAUGGACUUGUCUUUGCUCCCAACUUCAGACUACGACAAGCAGAGGACGGCGACCAGAUUCACCGUCCGCUCGGCCAACUCCCCCUUGUACAGCCUCUCCCGCAGGCCGGGGGUGAGGAAGAGGGAGGAAGCCGGAGAAAGACAGGCAAAUGGCACGAACAAGGAGGAGGAAUCUGGUUAUCAAGCCAGGACGAGGAGUCGUGUCCAAGGUCAGAGCGAGGAGAAGGAAACCGGGCCGAACCAGACCGGCACAGCAGACAAAACAAUCCCAGAGUCUGACACGGAAGUUGCAUCUGAAAGCCGGGGAAGGACGGAGUGGAGGACGAGCAACCUGCCCAGUAGAAGUAAGAGUUUAGACUGGAGAGUGGGGCAACAAAGUCCUGAUCGGGCCACCAAAAGGGUCAGCAAACUGGCUGCAGGUUUGGAGGAAGCAAAAGGAGUUAAAGGUGACGCGAUUGGCAGAGUUACAUCUUACAAUCCUGCAGGUGCAAGCAGCAUUCGAGACUGGAACCAACCUACUUUAGACCGGACCAGUAGGGGUUACACUCUACCUUCUAGGUUGCGAAUCACAGAAACUUCUUCUUCACUGGGGCCCAAAGCAGGUCAAAGUAUCCUAGAACGGAUAGAGAAGCUGUACGGGUCGGCCGGUUUCGGCAAAGACGCCCCUAUCCCUGAAACAGUCGGAGGAACCUUCCCCAGGCGUUUCUCGGCAGGGGAUAGUUGCAAAAGUCCUGUACAAAAGGUGUGGCCGCAAAAAGACACGACAAGCUCAGAGGCAUCGCUCUCUCCUGGGAGAAGCUCAACAAGAGAGAGAUCACCGGGGAGGCAGUGGCAGGGGCAGAUCCUGAGCAGGCAUCCAGAGGAAGGUGAAGGUAACUUGGGGGGGAGGUUAGUGGAAUCGGGCACUAAGUCCCUGGAUAGAGGCAGGAGUAGAUGGACUGUGGCGGCUAGGAUUAGAGCCACCAGGGCUACAGGAGGGAUUAAUACACUGUCAGACGUUUUCUUAGAAGAGGCUUCCAUUGGCGAUUCAGGCAAAGGUGGGAGCAGGACAAAGCUCAGGGAGGAACAGGGUGAAACUGGAGGAAUAAAUGGAAGAGUCAAAGAGCAGGAGAAAGUGACACAUGAUGCAGCGAAAGAAGGACAUGAUCUGAAAGCUGCUGACGAGGAUGUGUUUGAGACGACUAAAACCGCACUGAAAGCAGCAGAAAGGAAAAAGUUUCCUGAGAAGUUGACCUCUGCAGCCAGCGUGAGGAAUAAGAUCAACCAGUUCGAGGCUCUGACGCAAAGGAUUGCGAGCCAAGUUGUGGCGCCCAGACGGACAUUUUCGGUGCCAACGCAACUCGGCGGACGCCACGACGGAGUGAAGAAGAGCGGCUCGGCGAAAGAAAUAAGCAGGCUGAGAGACGGAGGAGAGGUGUGUGAUAAAACCGAGGAGAAAGCGUUAGGAGCAGGCAGGAAGCUCGGCUCAGAAAGGUCUUUAUCCGCCGACGAGGUUGGACUAAGAGUAGCGAAAUCGGAGAGUGAUUCUGAUGAUUUUGGAAAGUAUUCCAGACUCAAGAAUACGCUAGAAAUCCCUCUGAAUGGCGGCGCUGAGAGACGAAAGUUUUACCUCGAUGAGACAGAUUUCAUUAAAGUUUCGAGCCCUGAGGAGACAACCGAGAGAGAUGCCAACAACGCAGCAACUCUGAAAACAACUAUAAUCGCCUCACCAGUUAGUGACGACGACAAGACGCCAACAAACACCCCAGAACUCUCUCCCUUCAUUUCACCGGUUGAAGAUGCCACUCCCACCGCAGACAAAAACGAAAACAAAAGCACUUUAGGCUCCACACAAGAAGCCAAAACUCCAGAUCUGGACUCUUCACCUCUUCCUCGUCCUGUGGCCACCUCCUCCCACAGCAACCUCCCCGAUCUCGUCUCUCCAGAUGUCAGAACAUCUUAUCCGAAAGGGAAGAAGCAAGUGUUGGACCUGAAUGCUUGGGUGGCCGGCUUGAAGCCAGAGUUUAGAGGCUCGAAUGAUGACGAGGAUGAUGAUUACGAAGACGACGACGAUGAAAGCACACAGAAGGAUGACGAUUCAAACUAUGACUCGGACUCUGGAGAAUCCUCGGUGACCGUCACCAGUAACAUGAGCCAAUCAGAUCGCAGGAGCUUCUGUGUCAGUCUGUCAGAUUUGUGUAACUUUGCUGGAGCCGACUAUGAAUCGGAGAAUGACAGUGAUGAGUGGCAGUCGAUGGGCCGGCGUUCCGCCUCGCUGAGUUCGGACGUUUCCGCUCUGUCCUGUGUUUCUGUGAUGCCUGCUGAAGAGCUUGACAAGCUGCUGGAGGAUGUCAGGAGUCUUGGAGACAACACGCUGCAGGACUAUGAUGAUGUGCAGGUGGUGGUUCUCCAUAAGGAGGUUGGAGUCGGAUUGGGCUUCAGCAUGGCCGGAGGCGUGGACCAGAACAAACCCAUCACUGUUCACAAGGUGUUCCACUCCGGUGUGGCGGCCCAGGAGGGAUCCAUAAGGGAAGGGGACCAUGUCUUAUCCAUCAACGGCACUGCGCUGAGCGGCAACGCCCACUGGGAGGCGCUGAGGGUCCUGCGGCGGGCCAAGACUCGAGACAUGGCCGUGGUGGUCCUGAGGAGGGGGGGCGUCAUCGAAGCCUCCAAGAAGGAAGUUCAGGGAAACAAUCAGGGACGGACGCAGACGCAGACAGGUCAGUUGGUGUGCUUGCAGCUGCAGAAGAACAGCAGAGAUCUGGGCUUCAGCCUGCAGGGAGGAGAAGGAUCCAAUCUGGGGAACCGACCGCUCACCGUCCAGAAGAUCUUCCAGGGAGGCCCCGUCGACCAGGUCUGUCCUGGAGAUGAAGUCCUGGAGAUCGGAGGCGUGAGCAUGUUGGGGAUGAGGCGCCUGGAGGCCUGGACUCUGAUCAGACGACUUCCUGCCGGACCGGUGGACGUGGUGCUGCGUCGGCCUCCCAAACAUCUGGACGCAUGAGGGAGGAGUUUUAACAGGGAAACGGAACCCCUGCUUCUGAGAACUUGAACUAAAUUAGUGCCUAAUGUCAUUCAAACUGUAGUCAUCGUAAAAACGCCAGGUCACAGGUGUAUAUUUUUGUUUUUUUGUUUUUUUAUCUCACAGGAUUACAUCUACCUCAAGGCCUGGCAGAUUUCUCUCUCAGCCAUAAUCAAAGUGCACUGACGGCUUUUAUGGAGUCAGCCAACAUUUAAAAUACAUGAGAAGCACGUGUUGUAAUAUAUUGUGAAUAACUGAGUUUCUAUUGCUUUUUAAUAAACGCUAACGAAGCU
Stegastes partitus (bicolor damselfish) is the source of this 4102-nucleotide messenger RNA. RefSeq lists its product as uncharacterized. The record is from RefSeq and is a predicted model, not a curated record. Gene Ontology annotation, molecular function: CD4 receptor binding; cytokine activity. Gene Ontology annotation, biological process: leukocyte chemotaxis; induction of positive chemotaxis. NCBI's taxonomy places the organism in Eukaryota, Metazoa, Chordata, Actinopteri, Pomacentridae. Bases 813 to 3791 code for a protein of 992 amino acids. The transcript has 7 exons.